Messenger RNA from Monodelphis domestica (gray short-tailed opossum), 20072 nucleotides. RefSeq names its product surfeit 6 (gene SURF6). The record is from RefSeq and is a predicted model, not a curated record. Lineage: Eukaryota; Metazoa; Chordata; Mammalia; Didelphimorphia; Didelphidae. Gene Ontology annotation, molecular function: DNA binding; RNA binding. Gene Ontology annotation, cellular component: nucleolus. Gene Ontology annotation, biological process: ribosomal large subunit biogenesis; ribosomal small subunit biogenesis.
UCGAACUUCGCUUUUCCAUGACUCGAUAGUCUUCUAGUCUUGCCUGGCCAUGUGGGUUCCUGGGAGAAGCGACGGUGUAUUGGAGCGCGCAGUCCUCUGGCUGGGAGCAGUGGAAGAACUCUUCCAAGGACCCCUCUAUGCCUCUGAAGGAGCAGUUGAGAUUUUCCAACAGGAUUCAGUGAUUCUUCCCUUUUUCCAAUGGCAUCAUUGGUUGCCAAAGACUCCUACCUGCAGAAUCUAGCCAAGAAAAUCUGUUCUCAGCAGCCUGUGGAGCCACAGAAACGAAAAUGGGCUCCCAAAUCUGGUCAUCUCGAAACCACUGGACCCCCAAAGAAGAAGAAGAAGAAGAAGGAGCAGAAAAAUAAAUCUCAGAAGCAGGAUGAAAAAGCCAAGGGGAUCCAGAAUAAGCCCACUGACAUCAAGCAAUCCAAAACUCCUAGGGCCAAGAAACCUGCAGUUACAGAGGGGAAGGCGUUUUUUAGCACCACUGAAGAUUCCACAGUUGUUCCUGUCAGCAAGCCAGGCUCCUUCCUAGCCAUUGACAUUCUCCGUCAGCGGCUACAUGAAAAAAUACAGGAAGCCAGUGGUCAGGGCCACACCAAAGAGCUGUCUCCUGCAGCAUUGGAGAAGAGGCAGCGAAGGAAGCAGGAACGGGAGAGAAAGAAGCGGAAACGCAAGGAGCUCAGGGCCAAGGAGAAGGCGGCCAAGGAGGAAGCCAAAAGUGAAGCCACGGAGGCUACACCAGAGCCACCAAAACAGGAUCCACAGGGUCUGACUGAGCUGGUGUUCAACAAGUUGGAGGUAAAUGAGGGGCCAGUCAGCAAGGCCCAAAAGAAGAAGGAGAAGCGGCAACGAGUGAAGGGGAACCUGACCCCUCUAACAGGGAAGAACUACAAACAGUUGUUGGAGCGUGUACAGGCCCGCAAGAGCAAGCUGGAGGAGCUGAAAGAACAGGAUGAGGAGAAGGCACGGGAGAUGGAGACCAAAAUGAAGUGGACAAACCUGCUGUACAAGGCCGAAGGUGUGAAAAUCCGUGAUGACGAGGAGCUUCUAAAGGCAGCCUUGAAGCGCAAGGAAAAGCGCCGAGCCCAGAGGAAGAGGCAGUGGGAGAAGCGCACGGCCCAUGUGGUGGAGAAGAUGCAGCAGCGACAGGACAAGAGGCGCCGGAACUUGCGCAAGAAGAAGGUGGCUAAGAUAGAGCGUCGCAAGACCAAAGCUCGCAAGAAGGGCCGCAUCCUGCCCGAGGACCUAGAGAAGGCUGGGCUCCACUGAGGGUUGGGGAGACCCUUCACAGCUUCAGGAGACCUGCUCUCUCUGACCUGCAUUUCCUCUGGAUUUCCUCCUGUGACUGCCCCUGCAGCAGAGUUGCAUUUGUUAAGUGCCUACUUUGUGUGAGGCACUGUGCCAGGAACUGGAGAUUCAAAGACAAAAACUAAAAACUGUCCCCGAGUUCCCCAGCUCACUGAAGUCCUACCUCCUCCAUAAAUCCUUUGGUUUAGUGCUAUCCUUCUGGUAUCUGCUCUUUCUCUCCAGUAACCCUCAGUCCAUCUCUAGGCCCCUGAGCUGGGCGACACAAAACCUGACAUCUCUCCCAGUAGGAAAAAAUCCCUGAAUGCUGUAAUAUGGGUCAGGUUCUCCAGUCGCAUAGAAAGGUCACAUAGCUAGUCCAGGGUAUUGAACUAAAAGGCAGCUCAUAGCUUUCUUAAUCUUCCUGGACCUCAAAAAAGCCAAUAGAAUAGUCUCUUUACCCAGGUUUUUUAAUGUUAAAAAUUUUUUUUUUAAUUGUUGUGAACUGGAUUAACAAGAGCAAAUAUGAUUAUUUUCCAUAUUAAAAAAGUAAGAAUAGGAAAAUAAGAUUAUAUAUGAAACCAUGAAUCUCUAUUAUACUUGGAGUUGUAAUGAUUGUCUUAAGACAAAUGGUGGAUACAUAAUUCAAGACUAAUUUAAGAAUUAGGGAAACUUCUCCAGUGGUUCCUUCCAGGAGACAUGUUGAAUUGAAGAGUCCCAUUGGAAAGCCAAAUGGAGAAGUUAAAUCCUUUACCCAAUUUUCCCUUUCCCAAUUACCACAGAAGUUGCUGGACCAACCUGCUUGAAUCUCAUGUAGGUUGGAAAGAAUUGUGUUUGGGAGUUUUAGAAUAAAUAAUUAAAUUCAUUUGAGUCUUUUUCUUUAACUUUUUUUGUACCUUUACCUGAGAAGGUCAGCAACUUUAGGCAAGGUAAAGUUACCUGAGAUAGUAAGAGAUUGUGAUUUUUACUCUUCAUUACUUGGUGCUGCUUUUCAUUGGCAGCCAUAAGGAUUAUCUUCCAAAAGGGAAGUUAAAAAAACAUUGUUUUAAUGUUUAUUUUAAAAAUUGUUUUACAUUUUGAGUUCUAAAUUCUCUCCCUCUUCCAUCAUCCCCUACACAUCAAGAAUACAAGCAGUAUGAUAGUAUUUAUUGUGAAUCUUAACUGCUCAGACUGUACCUUAUAGGAUUUGGUUAAACUAUUCCCUUAUUGUAACAAAUGAAGGUACUUGAUAAGGAAUGUAUUGGGAAUUUUAACAUUACUCCACCCAUAACUUAGGCAUACUUUAGGGGAAGAUAAAGUUGUAAAUUCCUGAUGGAACAAUGAAAAAGUCCCUAACUCAUACUUAUAGUAAAGCUAGAACCUUAAGCAAGGUCUAUUUUUAGAUCUAAUACAAAAGGGUGCUAAGCACUUAUAAAGGUUAAAUUAAUCACUAAAAGGUCAAGCAACUUACAAAAGGCAAGCUUAGCAAAAGAGGUGUGAAGUUUUAGUCUACCCAGAGAAGGUGAGAACAAAAGAAGAUGUGAACUAAGAAUGGUCAGUCCUGGGGAAACCGUCUAUUGUGAUGGGUAGAUGUGAAAAUUUAGGGGAGGUGACAUGAGAAAUUUCUCCUUAAAAGUUGCUGGCUCUCUGAACUUAGGGGGGAGUUUGGACUGGUUGGAGUUUGUAGUUCAGUUUUGGAGUUCGCUGUGGGGGGGGGCAAAUCUUGUGGUGAGUGAUUAAAGACUGACUAGUCUCUUAAGGCUCAGGCCUAGGUCAAAUGGCCCUUUCUGCUAUUUCCUCUUACUCUGUCUCUCUUCCCUUAAUUCCUUCUUUUGUAUUAAUUAAAAUCUCCAUAAAAAGCCAGCUGACUUGAGUAUUUUCACAUUUGGGAAUUUUCUCAUGGCAACCACUUAUUUUUUAUUUAAAUCAAGACACUAAAAAUUAUCUUUACAGUUUGGCAAUUCACAGUCUUGAAACCCACAUUUUUCGUGGUCACAUUAUACAUGUGAAGUCAUGCAAAAUAUAUUUCUGUGUUAGCCAUGUAGUAGUAGUAGUAGUAGUCUCUCGGUAACCGAGGAUGACGAUUGUCUUUGUGCGUUUUCAUCUAAGAUAGAUGAGUGUGCACAAAGACACUUGUGCGUGAAGGAGAUUUAAGUGGAAAAGUCGAUGCACAGAGACAGUCCCACUCUCUCGGCGUUGGAAGCCUGGGUCCAGUGGCACGAAAAGUCAUUACACCUGGAGACUUCCUCAGCUGCAUUGGAUGGCCGUGUUGUCUUUUGUGCUCCAACACGCCCUGAGCACUCCACAGUGCUUUGCUGCGUCGCCCUCUCAGCCAUUGAACCUUCUUAUUGGUUUCUUUGGUCUGUUUCGCCGAAGCAAUCUUCACAUGCUGGGUGAGCAAGGCCCUGGUUCACCAGGGGUCAAUGACCCGAUAGCUACCCUCACAAGAUUUAGCUGGCCUGUCGAAGCCGUUGCCCGGGGUGUGGCCACUGCCGCAUGAUAGCAGCUACUGGGAGCCACAAGUGAGAGCUGGGUGUCAGGUGGGGGUCAGAGGCUGGAGGGCUGCCCUAGAAGGGCACGACAAGCUCUCCAUACCAGAGAUACUAUCCCUCCCUGAACACCCCAUACACCCCAUAUUAGCCAUGAUUCAAAGAAAAAAGGCACAAAAAAACAGUGAAGAAAAAAGCAUGCUUCUUUCUAUUUGUACUCAAGUUCAUCAGUUUUCUUUCAGGAGGUAGAUAGCAUUUUUCAUCAUGAGGCUUUUGGAAUUGUUUUGGAUCCUUGUAUUGAUCAGAGUGGCUAAGUCUUUUAGAAUUGAUCAUUGUUACAGUAUUGUUACUAUGUACAAUGUUCUGUUUUUGCUUACUUUAUUUUCCAUCAGUUUAUAUGUCUUCUCAGGUUAUUCUGAAACUCUCCAUUAUUUCUUUCAGCAUAAUAGCAUUCAAUCACAGUCAUACCACAAGUUGUUCAACUAUUCCCCAGUUAUUUAUUGGUGUCCUCUAUAAUUUCCAAUUCUUUGCUACCACAAGAAGAGCUGCAGUAAGUAUUUUUGUAUAGAUGGUCCUUUUCCCUUCUCUUUGAUCUCUUUGGUAUAUAGACCUACUAAAGGUAUUGCUGAGUUAAAGGGUAUACACAGUUUAAUAGCCUUUUGGACAUAGGUCCAAAUUGCUCUCCAAAAUAAUGAAAUUCAUUCAUAGCUCCUCCAGCAGUGCAUUACUCCCUCAAUUUUCCCACAACCCCUUUGUCAAUAUCCUUUUCUAUCAUAAUGUAAAGAUUAAAAUUUAGGGGAGACUGAGGCAGGUAGAAAUUAGUUUCUCUCUGCAAGGAGUAUUAUAUUUUAAAGGUUUAUUUAAGGUUAAGAAUUAAAGAAAAUACAGAAUAAGAAACAUGCCUAGGCCAGAGAGGCCUAGACAAGACCUCACCUACAUUAUGAAAAGAGCCAUGUCUGCUCCAAAACGGAAGUCCAAAAGACCACAAAAGCCUUUGCAAUCAGGUUAAAUCCCUUCUCAAUCUCGGCCCACCUGAGAAUUCAGUGAGAUUACAAAGCACUCUGGGGAAGUGGAGCAAAGGAUUCUGGGGAUUGGAGUCCUGAAUUCGAGUCUAUUUUUUACAUUUCUCGGUGGGAUCAUUUGAAAAAAAAGUAAUUUUUUUCCCAAAGGAUCAUGAAAACAUAAUCAAUUUAAAGAUUACAAUAAUUUGAGGAUAAGAGAAAAAGAAUAAAAUCAAUAAUUGCUGAAUGCAUUGACAAAAAGCCAGUUAGGGGGGAGUCCCCUUUGGCAUGAAAGUGUACAUACAAAUGUUCAAUCAACCACACCCAAAGUUCAUUUUGAUCUUGUGCAGCUUGUGGUCUGGAGGCUUCAUGUGGCUUCUCCAACAGUUCAGUUUCUGGAUUCAGAGAGGUAGCAUCUUCUUUACCUAAAAUUCUUCUCAAAAGGAAUUUAAACUUUGCAAUUUAAAAUAAUAAUAUUUUUUUACAUUUCCCCAUGUUGUGGGUGAUUGAAAAAUACAUGAUCACUUAGGGAUGCAUGGCUGAGGUAUGAGGUAUAUGAAUCAAAUGGCAAGAGAUAUUAAAAGAUACCAGAAAAAUCCAAAAGAAAAGAAAAAUUUCUGGAUGAAAAUAUAGACUAUCAAAGUCUUAUGUGUAAAAAUUCCAAGUAAAAGAAAAAUAAAUCUAUAACAGGUCCUUGAAUCAGGGCCCAAUUAAAAUGAUUGAAGCAAUGGUGCAUUUACCCAGUCAGUAGCCAGGACUACAGAAAGUUACCACACUAUGAGAGGCAGAAAAGGGGACCAGAUUAUAGGAGCCAAGGUUUUGGGGAUACUCGUCUGUGAGUAUCUUCAGAGUGAGUAUGGACACAAGGAAGGCCUACAACUUAACAUAAGUCAAGUGUCGCAACCCCAAGUCUCACACUAGGUUCAAGACCUUUGUUUUGGCCUAGAAGUACAUCAAUCCAUCCUGGAUUGGCUUUUCUUAGGCCCUGUGCAAUGGCUCUGUUGUGUAUAUCUUUUCCUGGAAUCAGACAGAAUCAUUAAGCAAAGUCCCAUUAUUUAAAUAAUUAGUGGCAUCGUUUUUAUAGUCACAAGCUUUUUGGGGUAUGCAUUGGCAAAUGUAUCUUUAAACUUAUAUUACUGAAAAGUCAAAAAGUUAAAGAAAAUCUUAAUGCUGGUGACAUGUGCUUCAAAUAUAAAAGGAGAGAAAAACAAAUAGUAUAUUGCACAUGCAAGAAAAAUAUAAUAAAAGAGCUUUAAAAAUUCAAAAAUAUAGCUUAUAAUCAUUGACACUCUGUGUCAGCUAAGAAAAUAUAAAAUACAAGGCUUUCUCACCAAAAAUGAGAUCCAUUUCCUCUUUGUAUCUGGCCAUGAUCACUGUGAGUGAAUGCAAAUGAAUUGAACAAGGUAACAAUUUUUCAUUCUUUAAAAAUACAGUAGUACAAAUAUGUAGAUAUCAAUAUCCCCAAAAUUCUCAAUAGCUCAAUUAAUUACAAUAGCAAACAAGCACACUUUCAUAUUUCACAUAAGUUGCUGUAUGGCAUUUUUUAAAACCUCUGAAUUGAUGGAUAUUUGUCACAAGUUUUACAAAUGUAGCAAAUCUUUCAACCUUGGUAAUAAACAUAUUUUUAAACAAAGUAAAACUCAUUUUGCGUUUAGAACAUAAUCAAGAAAUCUAUAUAUCAUUCUGGUGGAAGUAAAAUAGUGAGCUGAAGACUAUAAAUAAAGGGGUGCUCUUUUUUUGGAGGCUUUUUAGGGGUACAAAUGCCUUGAGAUUAACUUCCCAACUUCCAUUCACAUGUGGGAAGGUUGGGGUUUAUAAAAUAUAUUUCACUUCAGCUAUGGGCCUUACCUCAUGGUAGGGACAGGCAAAAAAGCCAGAGAUUGUUUAAAAAAUUCCAAAAAUGAUAUUUAAAAAACCCUUAAAAUCAGUUGAGAUAUUUAGCACAUAAAAUUUUUCAAAGGUUGUUGUAGCAAUUGUAACCAGUUCUGAAGUCCAUCUAUCCUCUAUGUGACAAUUUACAAAGUCAAAAUAGAAAAGCUGUUUUUUCAUAUAUGGGCUUAAUUAACCUAUGAAUUUUUUCAAUAUGGUUAUAGGGGAAAAGCAACAGAAUUUUAAAACUCAGUACAUUAAAUGAACAGUAUAACAGAAUAAUAUUGAAUCCAGUAAUAUAUGAAUUUAAAAUCACAAAGUUAAACCUUAAACAAAAAAUGCAGUAGAAAUACAAAGAUUUUUUUUAUAAACCAUUGGAGUCUGAAAUGCCUUAAAAUAUAACCUCUGUAAGUUCCUUAGAUGUGUUUUUUAAAAUUAAUUAUCCAUUUAAAUGUCUAUUGUCUGAAGACAGAGUAGUAAGGGCUAGGCAAUGGGGGUUAAGGGAUCUGCUCAGGGCCCCACAGCUGGGAAGUAUCUGAGGCCAGAUUUUAACCCAGGACCGCAUGUCUUUAGGCCUGGCUCUCAGUUCCCUGAGCCACCCAUUUGCCUCCCCAAAGUUAGCUGAGUCUUCUCCCUGACAUGCAGGUGAAGUCAAUAAAAGGAUCAAUGGAAUUAAAAGACAUCCUUGUAAAAUAGCCAUGUUUUUAAGUUCCUGCUUGAAAAAGUCUGUUUGUUCUCCUCUCUUUUCUCUCUCCCCUGCUACCAUCUGCCCACGUGGCCAAUAGUUACCAGCUGGUAGAAAUGAGUCCUGAGCGAUCUGCUCCAAGGAUCUGGGUGAUGAGCCAGCUGGGGUCACGCUCGUGGGUCUGGGGCACAGAAACAAGCAGGCAGGGCCGGGAGAUUGGGCACCAGGUGAGAGGCCAGGAGCAGGAGCCAGAGCCCGAGAGGGCCGCCGGGGUGGGCAGGGCUGGUACCAGGUGAGGAUGGAGAGAGGUCAGGAUCUGGGGCUGCAGGCAGGUCACCAGGUGGUCGAGAUCUUGGUUAAGCAGGGACCAGGUGAGCGAGAGAGAGGUCAGGAGCAGCAUCAGGAGAAACAGGAAGAACUUUGCAGCCAGGUGGGCGGCAAACGCAACAGGUCCGGAGCAAGCCUGUGAGCUAUCUAAUGGCUGGAACGAGCAGCAGCUUUGCAAGGGUAAAAAAAAAAACCUUGACCAGAGAAAUGUGGCUCAAAAAAAAAUUUCUAGGCACUAGCUAUUAAAACUGAACUAAAGAUCAGAAAAGAUUCAGAAGAUUGAGAGUAUUUAGUUUUCCCGCUAGGUCGCCAAACUGUAAAGAUUAAAAUUUAGGGGAGACUGAGGCAGGUAGAAAUUAGUUUCUCUCUGCAAGGAGUAUCAUAUUUUAGAGGUUUAUUUAAGGUUAAGGAUUAAAGAAAAUACAGAAUAAGAAACACGUGCCUAGGCCAGAGAGGCCUAGACAAGACCUCACCUACAUUAUGAAAAGAGCCAUGUCUGCUCCAAAACGGAAGUCCAAAAGACCACAAAAGCCUUUGCAAUCAGGUUAAAUCCCUUCUCAAUCUCGGCCCACCUGAGAAUUCAGUGAGAUUACAAAGCACUCUGGAGAAGUGGAGCAAAGGAUUCUGGGGACUGGAGUCCUGAAUUUGAGUCUAUUUUUUACAAUAAUAGCCAAUCCAAUUGGUAUAUAGUAUCUCAGAGUUGUUUUAACUUGCAUUUCUCAAAAUAAUAGUGAUUUUUUUUUUUACCAUUCUUUGCAUGACUAGAGAGCUUUAAUUACUUUGAAAACUGUCUGUUCCUAUCCUUUGACCAUUUAUCAAUUGUGGAAUGACUUGCAGUCUUAUAUAUUCAACUUAUUUCUCUAUUUGAGAAAUAAGGCAUUUAUUAGACUUGUAAAACAUUAUUGCAUCAUUAUGAUUACUAUGUAUUAUUCUCCAUACUAUUUCACCCUGUUUAGUUUCCAACCUCUACCUCCCCCACUUUGCCCUCUUUUUCAUCUUCUCUCAUCCCCUUCUCUCAUCCCCUUCUCCUCUUACUUUCUUGUAGGGUAAGGUAGAUUUCUAUACACAGUUUAUUGUAUAUGUUCUUUCUUUAUUGAACCAAUUUCCAUGAGAGUAAGGUUCAUAUGCUCUUUUCCCCACCUCCCCCAUCUUCCCUGCCACUGUAAAAACUUUUUCAUACCUCUUUUAUGUUCAGUUAUUUGCCCUAUUCUAUUUUCCCUUCCUCCUCUCAAUAUAUUCAUCUUUCUCAUGCCCUAAUUUUAUUUUUUAUAUCAUCUCCUCAUAUUUAUCUCACCCUUCUGUAUGUAUAUUCCUUUUAAAUACCAUAAUAAUGAUAAAGUUCUUAAGAGUUACAAGGAUCAUCUUCCCUUAUAGGGGAUGUACACAGUUUAACUUUAUUGAAUAUCUUUUGAUAUUUCUUUCCUGUUUACCUUUUUUAUGCUUCACUUGAGUCUUAUAUUUGAGAGUCAGUUUUUUUCCAUUCAGCUCUGGUCUUUUCAUCAGGAAUAAUUGAAAGUUCUCUAUUCAUUGAAUACCCAUCUUUUUUCUUUGAAGGAUUAUGCUCAAUUUUGCUGGGUAAAUGGAUCUUAGUUGAAGUCCUAGCUCCUUUGCUGAAAUAUCAUAUUUCAGGUCCUCUGAACCUUUAAUGGAGAAGCUGCUAAAUCUUAUGAAAUCUUGACAGUGCUCUAUCAUACUUGAAUUGUUUCUUUUUGUCUGUUUGCAAUAUUUACUCCUUGACCUGGGAGUUUUGGAAAUUGACUAUUAUAUUCCUGGGAGUUAUCCUUUUGGUAUCUCAGGAUGUGAUCAGUGGAUUUUAUCAAUUUCUGUUUUGCCUUCUGGUUCUUGAAUACCUGGACAGUUUCCCUUGAUAACUUCUUGAAAGAUGAUGUCCAAAAUCUUUUUUUGGUCAUGGCUUUCAGGUAAUCCAAUAAUUCUUAAAUUGUCUCUCCUGGAUUUAUUUUCCAAGUCAGUUUUUUUUCCAGUGAGAUAUAUCAUAUUUUCUUCUUUUGACUGAUUGUUUCUUGAUGUCUCAUGGAAUCAAUAGCUUCCACUCUCCCAAUUCUAAUUUUUAAGUCAUGAUUUUCUUGAGUGAGCUUUUGUACCUCUGAUGGAGUUAAUUCUUAUGGGGUCUUGUUCAGAGAAUUGAUUUAUGAUUCAACUGACUCUAUUCCAAGGAAAUAGCUUUAUUAUAAGAGAAUGUAGAAGCAAGUAGCUAGUGUAGUAAGUAAGUAAUAAAGGUAAAGUAAGAAGGUAUAGUAAGUAAAGGUAGAAAGAGAUAGUAAAGAAUGAAAAAGGUAGGAGUGUGCAAGAGUAAGAGGAGUUCUCAGGAAUGUUUUUUAUCUUGCUAAGUUGUUAAGGAAGGAGUCACUUGUUUGGGCAGUUGUUACCCUGUGUCUCUAGGGAACUGACGUCACUUAACAGAAGGUCUACCUGACUUUACCCCUGGUUCACUGUUUGCUCACUCUAAGGGAGCAAACUUCAAUCUAAAUGGGAUGCCAAUGAUAUGUUAAAUACCAUGGAGCAACUUUAGAUAACUUUUGUCUUAUUCUGUGGAAACUCCAAGAAAAGCUGUGAAUGUGGAAAUUGAGAAUUGUUUGAACCUAGUCCUAUGUGAUUGGGGAACUAAACCACUUUUGCUUGUUGUCCAGAGACUUCCAACUAUAAUAGUUAAAAUGGUUGAGGUUGUAAACUGUAGUGAUUAAAAUAGUGGAAGACUUAAAUUGUAGUAGAUAUAAGAGUGGGUGAGUAAAUUGUGACCGCAGGAAAUAUAUUUUCACUACAGUGUCUUGUUUUAAAUCAAAUAUAAGGUGGUCGCCAGGGAAAUAUUCCCAAUUAUGAAUAUACCCAAGUCAACUGGGUUUUAUAGAGAAUUUAAUUAAUUAUACAAUGAGGAAUUAAAGAAAAGAGAGAAAGAGAGAAAAAGGAAAUAAGUAUGAAGGGCCUUAAGCCAAUAUGGCCUAGACCUGAGUCUUAAGAGAGAGAGAAUCGGUCAGUCAGUCUUUUAUCACUCACCACAAGGUGAGUCUAAGCAAGGAUUCUAGUGACAGAGUCUCCUCAGAGAGAGUUCCAGCCAGAGUCCUCCUCAAAGAGCCUUCCAGCCAGAGACUGUUUCAAAGGGCCUCUCUCAAGAGCCUCCAGAGGGACAGAAUCCCCUCAGAGGAGCUCCAGCGAGACCUCCUUAGAGAUUGUCCUCCAAGAGCUUCCCUUCUCCAGAGCCUCUCUCAAGAGAUCCUCCAAAAGGAUUUUUCAUAAGAGAUUGUUUUCAAGAGAUUCUGCUUUUUCUUAUAUAGGGGGUUUUCUCCUAUGUCAUCUCCCCUAAGUUCUUCCAUCUACCAAUCACAAUAGACAUUUUCUAAAGGACAGCCCAUCCUGAAUUCACUGCUGGGUCGACUAAUCCCUUUAGUAAGUUUGAACCAGAAAAAACUUCUGAAUAAGUUUUCACCUCUUUGCUCCUGGCAAGUUUACAAGUUGCCUGACCUUUAAUAGGUACUUAGCACCCUUUUGUAUUACUUCUAAAAAUAGGCAUGGCUUAAAGAACUUUUUGCCUCACUAUAAGUAUGGGCCCAAGUACCCUCAUUGUUUAGCAAAGAGUUUUUUCCCCUAAAGCAGUCCUAAGUACAGGUGGAGUAGAGGUCCUCCCAUUUCUGAUCCAAGUAGAGUUCUCACAUCCAAAUGUGGAAUGUUCCCAGUAGGGAAUUGUUCCAAUUGAGAAUUCCCCGAUGGGGAAAUUUUUAACAUUCACAAGUCUGAGAAAUUUCAAGAUUUACACAACCAAGGACCAAUGUUAUAUCUAAAGAUUGAUGUGAGAAGUUUUCUCAUAAUUGUGAAUCUAAACAGCCCAUAUGUCAAAUAUGAAAAUCAACCCCAUUCUAAUCAACUAGUUAUUGUUUCUAUGUUCUUUUGAUUGUUUAGAGCUAUUUGACAGGAUCUGUGGGACAUAUCAGCCCAUAUUAUCUCCUUUUCCAUUUGACCAGUUCUAUUUUGUAAAGAUUUAUUUUCCACAGUGAAUUUUUAGAUCUUUUUCCAUAUGACCAGUUCUAUCUUUUAAGUUCUCUUCAGUACAUUUUUAAAUAUCUUUUUCCAUUUGAUCCAUUCUGUUUUUUAAGAAAUUCUUCAUUAGAUUUUUGUGCUUCAUUUAUCAAUUGAACUAUUCUUUUUUUUUGGCAUUAAUUUCUUCCAUAUGUUUUUUGCCUCCUUUAUUAAGCUGUUAACCCUUUUUUCAUGAUUUUCUUAUAUCACUUUCAUUUCUUUUCCCAAUUUUCCUUCUGCUUCUCUUAUUUGAUUUUUUUAAAUUUAAAUUUUUAAAAAUUUAAACCUUUACCUUCCAUCUUGGAAUCAAUACUGUGUAUUGGUUCCUAGGCAGAAGAAUGAUAAGGGCUAGGCAAUGGGGUUGAAGUGACUUGCCUUGCCCAGGGUCACACAGCUGGGAAGUGUCUGAGGUCAGAUUUGAACCUAGGAGCUCCCACCUCUAGGACUGACUCUCAAUCCACUGAGCUACCCAGCUGCUCCCUUAUUUGAUUUUUAAAAAAAAAAUCAUUUUUGAGCUCUUUCAUUAAUUCUUUCUGGGCUUGAGAGCAAUUCAUAUUUUUCUUGGAAGUUUGGAUGUGGCAUUAUUGACUUUGUUCUUUUUUUGUUUGUGUUUUGGUCUUCCCAGUCACCAAAAUAACUUUCUAUGUUGUUUCUUUUUGUUGUUGUUGUUUGCUCAUUUUCCAGUCCUUUUCUUUUAAUUAAAAAAAAUGUUUAAUUUGGGAUUUGUUUCUGUGUUGAAGGGAGUACUGUUCCAAGCUUUGGGUUCUUGUGUGAAAUUGCCUUCAGAACUGACUCUGGAGUUCUAUCUGCUUUUAGUUCUUCCAAAGUGAUACGAUGUAAGGAGCAGUGUGUUUAAUAGUCUCUCCCAGGCUGUGCUCUGGUCUGUGAGAAACCACAAGCAGUCUUUUUUUGCCAUGGAACUAUGACCAGAGUCCCUUGCUUCCCUUUGGCCACAAGCACUGAUGUGUGAUAGUGUUCCUUCUCACCCUGAGACCCUAACCCAAGACUAUAACCUGGAUCUGCACAUAGCAAUGUGAUAAAAGUCUUGCACUCAGAGCCAGCAAAGGGACCCCUUUAUCUCCUUUUGAGCGGUUGUCCAAUCCCUGCCCCUCUCCCCCAGUACCAUCUGUGGCUGAGAACUCUAGAAAUCUUUGCUGCUAAUUCAGCUGCCAGCAGGCCCCUUGCCUUGGUAGGGCCUGCCUUGGUGUGCUGUUUUGUACUCCAUUCCACUCUGGUGUUCUAGAUCUUUUGUGCUGGCCUAAAUUAUUUUGGGUUAUAAAUUUAUUUCACCUUAUCUUUUGUGGGUCAUGCUACUCCAAAAUUCAUUUUGAGGCAUUAUAUCAUAGACAUUGGGAGGGUAAUUUCAUAACUAUCAGUUGGGUCUGUGUACUUUUCCACCAUCUUGGCUCCCCAUGAAGAUGAUCAUUAAGAUAAAUGUCAUGAUCUUUGCCCUCAAAGGGCUUUUACUAGAUUAAGAAGGGAAGGAAAGAAGGGUGGAUGGAAAUAGCCAAAAAACUAAGAGUUUUGUUGUUCAUUUGUGUCUAACUCUUUAUAACCCCAUGGAUUCCUGCUAUCUGGAGUUUUCUUGGCAAAGAUACUGGAGUGGUCUGCUAUUUCUUUUUCCAGUGGAUCUUUUUGUCAGUCAAUCAGAAAUUAAGUGAGUUGUUUUUGGUCACAUAGCUAGGAAGUGUCUGACUCUAGGUCUAGCACUCUAAACACUGAGCCACCUACUUGCCUCCUAGACAUACAGAGGUUAAGUGAUUUACCCAAGGUCACAUAGUCAGGCCAUGUAUGAGGUUGGAUUUGUAUGUAGGUCUUCCUGCCUCCAGGUCCAGUGCUCUUUAACUACUGAACCACAGCUUACCUCUUAAGAGAAGUCAUUAAUCACUUAGUUAUUUUUCAGUCAUGUCCAGCUCUUCAUGACCCCAUUUGGGGUUUUCUUUUUUUUGUUGAAAAAAAUUGAUUUAAUUAAUUAAUUUAGAAUAUUUUUCCAUAGUUAUAUGAUUCAUGUUAUUUCCCUCCCCUCCCCCCAGCCAACGUGCAAUUCCACUGGGUUUUAUGUGUGUCAUUGAUUAAGACCUAUUUCCCUGUUAUUGAUAAUUGCACUAGGGUGAUCGUUUAGAGUCUACAUCCCCAAUCAUAUCUCCAUUUGGGGUUUUCUUGAGAAGGAUAAUGUAGUAAUUUGCCAUUUCUCACCCAGCUCAUUUUGCAAAUGAGGAAAUAAAGGAAAUGGGGUUAAGUGACUUGCCUAGGGUUAUAUAGCUAGUGUCUGAAGUCAGUUUUGAAGUCAAGAAGAGAGUUUUUCUGAUUCCAGGCCUGCACUAUCCACUGUGCUACAUAGCUGCAUUGAAUACUAAGAGUACAAAAUGCAGUUAAAUAUUUAAUGAUGCUUAUAGAUAUUAAGUGGUAGAAUUAAAAGGAAGGAGAGAGCGACUGUGGACUGGGCUAAUCAGGUCAAGGAUGGCUUCACUGAGAUGGAAUUUGAAGACUAAAAUUUUAAUAGUUGGAGAGGGAAAAGGACAUUAAAAAUUGGAACAAUGAGCAAAGAUACAGCUGAUGGACAGAUUUGAGGAACAACCAGAAACUAAUGGCAUCAUACAUUUAGUGUUGGAGGGGUCCACAGACUCUAGGCCAGUAAUGGUAAACCUAUGGCAUGGGUGCCAAAGGUGGCAUGCAGAGCACUCAGUGGGCACACACUGCCCCCCUCGCCAAACACACAAACAUACAGAAUUGGGUACUAGAAAGUCAGAAGGACUGGGGAGGAGCUGCUCCCCUCACCCUCUCCACCAGCCUGACAUUUUUUCACAUGCCCCACCCUCUGCCCAGCAGCCCAAUAGGAGCUCACAGAGGGUAAGGUGGGCAGUUCACAGGCCCUUGAGCAGAGCUCUUGGACCACUCCCCUACCCCUCUCUAUACUAGCUGAGGAUAUUCCUCACUUCCCUUCCCCUCUACCCAGCAGCCCAAUGGGAGCACUUCCUCCCUCCCCUGUGUGGGGUAAAGUGGGGCAGGAUGCUCCUGGCACUUGGUGGGGGGUGGGGCACAGUAUGUAGUCUGGGGGGAGGGACACUACACUCUGUUUGAGGGCUGGGGAGGGGGCAGGGCCUAGCACUCCAUCUCUAAAAGGUUCUCCAUCACUGCUCUGUUCCAUCUCCCUAAUUUUGCAAAUGAGGCCCAGAGAGUUUUAAAUACCUUACCAAGAUCACAUAAGUGACCAGUCUAGCUGGAGUAGAGUGUUUUACAGGGAAGCUUUGGGAGGGAGUUUGGAAUGGAUAUAGCAAAUACAUUGGAAUAUGUGAUUUUUGUCAUCUUCAUUCACUUCAAUUUCUGAAGAAGUGAUUCUUUUUGCCAAAGCCAGCCCUUUGUCUUGUAUGCUUGACUCUGUCCCAGGGCUUAAGUAGGGGAAAAUUUUGCCUUAUCUUGCACAGAACCAGGCCAUGUAGUCAUGAGUGACAUGGGCACUGUACCCCCAGAAACCCAGGCCAACUAUUAUCAGGGAAAUUCCCUUGCCCUUGCAUCCUUGAGACUCUGAGCCUAAAAACACCCAAUGACCCCUCUAGGGUCUUGAGAUGACUAUCUUCCUUUGAUUGUCCUCUAGAUGGACAGAAAGAUGCACCUUCAAGCCACACCUCGAUCCUAUCAGACAUCUGUUUGUUCCCUAAAACUAAGGAAUCUUUAUGCCCCCAGGCAGAACCCAGUAUGAUCACCCCACCUCAUGCCUGAGUGACUAACUCUAUUGUAAAAAGUAUAAAAUCCCCUGAACUGAUGUUAUCUGGACGGAAUAGCCUUUCCUUUCAUGCUGUCCUCCCAAAGAACUGCUCCUCAUCUUGCUGUUCUACCUUGCUAUCCUCCUGGCCACUCUCAACAUUACUUUCUAAAUUAAUAAAUCUCUUUUUUGUUUUCAAGCUAAGUUUUUGAGUCUUGCAUGCUUGCAAAAGGUAUCCUUCCUGAACCCCAAGGAUAUCCUUUCUGCCCAUAACAUUUUGGCACCAACAUGGUUUUUGGCUCUCCUGAAAGCUACUACCCCGGAUCAUCCAAAAGGACAUGGCUUUUCAGGUAGGAAGGAGACUUUUCUUUGACUCCUGAAACCCCCAUCUUUUGGGUGAUAUCUUUGUGGGAACUCUUUUGUGCUCUCUCUCCCAUUGGCCCCAGAUCAGUCUGGCUGCUGGAGUUUGGGGUCUAUUUGUCGGCUCCCCAUUAUACUGGAAGACGGUUCUAAGUUGUGUGGGAAGUAUUGCCGCCUCAGUUUCCAACUGAGUGCUAGCCUCAGUGUUAAAACUGAGUGCUCUUGGUCGGGCAACGUCUGUGGACUCACAGUUGUUGACCCUCGGUGUGGAAUCUGCCAAUUCUGCAUCUAAAUGGGACAGAGACAGAGCAUACCCGGAGAUUCCCCUUUGGGGUGUAUACUUAAUAAUUGGAAAAAAUGGCACUUAGCAGCUUAAAGAAAAAGCAACUAAUUUCUUUUUGUAAUGCUGUCUGGCCACAUUACAUCCUUGGUAAUCAAGUGACAUGGCCAUGGUACCCUAAAUUAUAACACCAUCAGACAAUUGGAUUUAUUCUGCAGAAGGGAAGGGAAAUGGGCAGCCAUUCCCUACAUUUCCACUUUCAUUAAACUCAGCCAGAAUCCUGAGCUAAGACAAUUAUGUCGCAUGGGCCUUGCCACCUCCUUACUGACCCCUUCUGGGGAUAGUCCCCAAUAGGAUGUUCUGGAUGACUUAGCUCUCCCAAGCAAUUUAGCUUCUGUGAGGGGUAGGGAGAUAACAUCUCCUACGCUGGCUGCGGAGCAGUCAAGGCCUUCCCCUCCCCCCAAACUAACUUCAACUACAGAAUUCCCUCCAGAUCCUCCUAGUUCUUCUCCCCAACCCUCGGCUCCAAACCCUCUGCCUUACUCUCGGGGGUCAGAGCCUGAGACCACUCCUCUCUCUACUCCCAACCGUAAUAUCCUUUUGUACCUGCCACUGCAUAAGGAUAAUGUUACCUUGCCCAUUCCUCAACCAAGCCCACUCCACACCCAGAGCAGACUGAGCUAUGGUGACAGGGCUCCCCUCCUCCCUAUGAGAGAGGUACCCUCGACAGAUGGGCUGGCUCAGGUACAUGUUCCCUUUUCUAUGAUUGAUCUAGCCCAGAUGAAGGAGAAAUUGGGUCACUACUCAGAGAACCAUACCAAAUUCAUUGAGGGUUUUAAAUCCCUUACCCUGCAGUUUGACCUGUCCUGGGCAGAUCUGCAUAUUAUUAUCUCCACCUGUUGCACCCCAGAUGAGAAAAAACAGAUCUGGGAUUUGGCUGUAGAAAUAGGUGAUGAGAAGGCCCUAACUUGCACAUGGGAAGGAGUUCCUGGUGCCACCGCAGUCCCAGGGCAAGAUCCUGGAUGGGACUAUAUGAAUGAAAGGGACAGACUUAGGAGAGACCAUAUGAUAGAUUGUCUCGUUGAGGCCAUGCAGAAAGGGAUUAGAAAGCGAGUGAAUUACAAUAAGCUCAAAGAAAUCACUCAAGGAAAGGAGGAGAAUCCAGCCCUCUUCCUGUCCCGAUUAGUGGAAACCAUGAAGCAAUAUACCAACAUCCACCCAGACACUGAUGAGGGGGCACUUAUCUUAAGGCUCCACUUUAUAGGGCAGUCAGCCCCAGACAUCAGGCGAAAGCUGCAAAAGCUGGAUCUGGGACCUCAGACUCCAAUUAAUCAAUUCAUGGAUGCUGCUUUUAAGGUUUUUUCACAACAGAGACCUUGUCAAGACAGGAGGACAGAGAUGUGAGAAACUCCUCAUGGCAGCUCUCACCUCUCUGACCUAUGGGCAGAGGCCAAAGGGCUCUUGCUACACCUGCGGAUGGGAUGGACACUGGUCGAAGGACUGUCCUUCGAAGGGAAGACCGCCCACCACUCUGUGUCUAACCUGUGGCCGACAGGGACACUGGAAACGGCAGUGCCCCACCAACCAGAGACCCCAGCGACCCCAGAGGCACGUUCCUGACCUCCAGUCUCCUGAGGACUCGGAAUAGGGCUGCCCUAGGAUUUGUGCGCUCCCAAUUUCCAUCACCAUGGCUGAACCCAGGGUUAUUCUCCAGGUUGAAGGUAAGAAAGUUACCUUUCUAAUUGAUAUGGGAGCUACAUAUUCUGUUCUCCAAACUUACAAUGGUCCUACAUUCUAUUCACAGCACAAGGUAAUUGGAGUUGGGGGAAAGACUCUCAGCUGUAGAGAGACGGCAUCACUAACAUGUGCCCAUGAAGACAAAUUAUUCCAACAUAUAUUCCUAGUUAUUCCUUCCUCUCCAUGUCCUCUACUGGGCAGGGACAUUAUGAAGAAAUUAGGCUCACAAUUUUCGCUUAUCUCAGUUCCAAACUCUCCAAACAGUGCUUUGCAUAAGCCUGCAACAAUCUCUUUAGAAAUCUGGGAGAAGGUGCCUUCCAUUUUCUGGGAUCAAGGCAUACUGGGAAGAGCCAUCCAGGUGGAGCCAGUAAUGAUAAGCCUCAAGCCUAAUUCCCUUUACCCGCACAGGAAGCAAUAUCCCUUUUCCCCAGAGGCCAGAGAAGGAUUACAACCUCUCAUAGAUAAAUUCCUAGCCUAUGGCCUCUUAGAAGAGUGCACCUCACCUUGCACUUCCCCCAUUCUGCCAGUAAAAAAACCAAAUGGGAGCUGGCGUAUGGUUCAAGAUCUCAGGCAUAUUAAUGAAGCAAUAAUUUCUGUUCACCCCAUUGUCCCAAACCCAUAUACAAUCCUAAGAUAAAAGGGAACUCUCUGGUUCUCUGUCAUUGACUUGAAAGAUGCUUUCUUUUGCAUACCCUUGCACCCAAAAUGCAGAUUCCUCUUUGCCUUUGAGUGGGUUUCUCCCUCAGAUCCCCGACCCCAUAAGUUCACGUGGUGCAUGCUCCCACAAGGAUUAAGGGACAGCCCCCACUACUUUGGGGCUGUCCUCAAGAUCUUAGAGCCCUGAGACUCACGAGCAGCUCAAUCUUGCAGUAUGUUGAUGACAUUUUAAUAUCUAGUCCAUCUGAGGCUGCCUGUAUCACAGACACCAUUUCUACCCUAACUUUUCUAGGAGAACGGGGUUACAAGGUUUCUGCUUCUAAAGCCCAACUUGUCUCCCAGUCUGUAACUUAUUUGGGACACACCCUAACCCCAAAUUCAUGCUCCCUGACCACAGACAGGAAACAGGCCAUACUGUCCAUUACAGCCCCCUCUACCAAAGGACAGCUCCGAACUUUUCUGGGUAUGGCAGGGUUUUGCCAUAUUUGGAUACCUAAUUUCGGGAUCAUUGCAAAACCUCUCUAUGAAGCCACUAAGGGGCCCGAUUCAGAACCCCUAGAUUGGGGGGGGGGAGACCAGGAACAGGCCUCUUCACUUUUAAAAACCCGGCUUUCUUCCGCUCCAGCCCUAGGGAUUCCAGACCUUGAAAAGCCUUUCUUCUUAUUUACCGAUGAGAGAAAGCAGUUUGCCCUAGGUGUUCUAGCACAGUACUUAUGACCUGACCUCCGCCCCAUUGCUUACUUUUCCAAACAACUCAACUAAGUUAGCAGGGGAUGGCCACCAUGCUUGAGGGCAGUCUCUGCCAGGGUCCUCAUGGCAGAAGAGGCAUUCAAACUAACUCUGGGUCAACCCUUAGAAAUUCUGACCCCUCAUUGUGUCCUCAGCAUUCUGGAAGCUAGAGGUCACAGAUGGCUCUCUGGGGGCCAGCUCACUAAGUACCAGGCUCUUUUACCAGACACAUCGGGCCUUACCCUGAAGUUGCUUCUAGGGUAAAAGCACUCAUGGGAGUCACCCAGAUGCUGGAUUCCACCAUAACCUCGGCAACCAUCCCAGCCUGACACUCUGGCCACAGCCUACAGUCAAUACCUCUCUCUCUCCUAAGGGGUAGGCAGGGACAUCUCUACGCCCAUUCUCAGUGGUGAAGAAGUUACAGAAGACAGACUGCCGUCCCUUUUUCCCUUACAUAUUAGGAAGGAAUUUUCCUUACAUAUUAGGAAGGGGGGAGAUGACAUGGGCACUGUACCCCAGAAACGCAGGCCAACUAUUAUCAGGGAAAUUCUCUUGCCCUUGCAUCCUUGUGACUCUGACCCAAUGACCCCUCUAGGGUCCUAAGAUGACUAUCAUCCUUUGAUCAUCCUCUAGAUGGACAAAAAGAUGCACCUUCAAGCCACACCUCGAUCCUAUCAGACAUCUGUUUGUUCCCUAAAACUAAGGAAUCUUUAUUCCCCCAGGCAGAACCCAGUAUGAUCACCCCACCUCAUGCCUGAGUGACUAACUCUAUUGUAAAAAGUAUAAAAUCCCCUGAACUGAUGUUAUCUGGACGGAAUAGCCUUUCCUUUCAUGCUGUCCUCCCAAAGAACUGCUCCUCAUCUUGCUGUUCUAUCUUGCUAUCCUCCUGGCCACUCUCAACAUUACUUUCUAAAUUAAUAAAUCUCUUUUUUGUUUUCAA